AAUGCGCAAGUGAAAUGCACAGAUAGUUUUGAAUCUUGUCAAAAAGUAUCUGCCAGAGUGGAGAAAAUAUGGAUGCUGUUAGAAAUAUUGUGUUUAUCGCUGUGUUAAUCUCUGUUUGUGACGGAACUUAUUUUUUCAAACAUAAGAAACAUAUUUUCUCGCCGAUUCAUCAUUUUCCUCACGUGCAUCCUCACCCUCACCCUCACCCCCAUUUCCACCACCAUCCUCACCCCCACGGAGUGGAGGAACACGGACCCUUCCACAAGUUCCACGGAUUUAAGCACGUGAAGACGAUUAUUUAUCCCAAAAUCCUGCCUCUUCCAAAACCAGUGAUGUACAAAACCUUUCUGAUGCGGAAAUACAGUCUACCCCCCAACUUUCAUGUGCAUAUACCUCUGAAUAAGAAAAUGUAUGGACAUGCGCACGGUCCAUUCAAACCGCACACCCACUACGCUGACAAACCGAUGUAUUUGAAGAAAAGGAAAAUGAAAAAAUUAUUCAAACCGAAAUUACCAUAUUCUGGAGGGUACGGGAAGUAUCCUGUUGGUAAGGGGUUAUCAUACGGAACUAGAGGGAAAAUUCCGCGCAUGCCCGGUUCAGUUAUGCAACCGCAAACAAAUAUGUUUUUGCCUACGGGAAUUUUACCCCCUUCUACAUUCGUACCCUCAAAGAAACCUGGAGUAAAUAAAUAUGAACUGUGGUUGCGGAAAAUUAAUGAGUGGAUGUUGAGAAACAAGAAUACUGCAAAGGGGGUUCCUCUGAAAGUGAACAACAGGCGGGUCGUUAAUACAAUACACAACAAUGUUCCUUUUGCUGUUCAGAAACCCAUCAUUCAAAAGCCAAGAACAAGGAAACAAAAUAAGGGUAUCAUUGCCAACUUUGUGGUUGUAAAGCCUCCGUUCGUCAGGAAAAGCGAGGAACCAGCUGGUCUUGGAAUUCCCGUGUCGGAAAAACCUAAAACAUUGAUAACCAACAGUAUACUGGAAACUCCGAAACUGCAGAAUAUGGAACUGCAGCCUACAGCUCCAGUUGUGGGAAUUCCUAUAAAUCUUGACAACAUUGGACCACCGUUUGAUAUCAAUGUAAUCGGUGACCAGGGCCAAAGCGCCCUACCACCGCCGAUUGAUAUUGUUAAUGAUCCCGCCCCUGGCACUGUCGGAGGAGGGGAUAUGAUAGAUCUUGGGCUCCCCAUUGAUUUGACCCCCGAGUCUUUCGGACCACACCCUGCAACCCCACCAAAUAUACUGGUGGAUGGAAUACCAAAAGAACCAACAUUGAAUAGCAUUGUUCCACUGCCCGGAAAUCUGAACGAAUUAUUAACAGACGUCGCUGAUUUGUCCCACUUUCCAAAAUUAGAUCUGAGUAACGAGCCCCUGAUCAUAGAGCCUGUAGGCCCCGUACCGCCGGCGAGACUUCCGUUGGAUAUUCAACCAUUCCCAUGGGACGCAUCUGAGAUUCCGUUUCCACCGGAAGUCAUUCCACGGAGUUCCAAUAAGGAAAAAGAACCAUAUGUAAUGAAACCACUUGAACCAAUCAUAAAAAUCAUCGGUAGAGAUCGAGUAAAACGUAAGAAUGAAACAAUAUUUGUCCCCAAGCCCGCAUUAAACGACACGGAACCCUCUUACAUAAUCAAGGACAGCUCGGCUGAAUCAGACACGAUAUCGACAACUGUACCUCAAACACAGCCCACGACAACGACAGCUCGGUACCGGACAACAACUCUAACCCUUCCGCCGCUCCCUGUCAUGGAGAUCAGAGAGUUCGAACACCUGGCCGUCUCACCUGAACCGACAACAACGACCCCACAGAGCACGGAGUCACCACUACCACCCUCCUCUGAUGUCCCGCUACCAGAUCCUGGAAUUCUCUUCAAUGGCACGAAAGGAGACGGACAACACAACCUAGACAUGGUGGACCAAAUCAUAGAAAGGGAGCAGGCGAACGAUACAGCGUUCUUCAAAUAUAAACCUCAUGAGUAUAACAUCUCAUUCCCGUUUUUGAUUUUACAUGGACCAAACUCAGGACAAUCACCCAAAGGAUCUCAGUUUGAGACUAAGACAACAACGCCUAAAACUAUUAUUACCACGACCCCAGAGAAAACAAAAACAACUCCAGGUGUACGGCUAUUUACGACAACAAUACCUACACCUGUAAUUAACAAUCAGGUAAAUGAGGAGAUCGUUUUGGAUUUUAUGACAGAUAAAUAUCCCCAAUCUUCUAGAGCUGACGUAGUUCUUGAUUACUCGACUCCAGAUAGAGACACAACAACGCAAACACAACAAGUCAGCACACCAAAAACAACUUCUUCUACUUCCGGUUUGACGACAACCACAGAUCAAGUAACAUCAACAACAGCUACGCCUACUACAACACGAAUUCUUACAAGCCUCAAACCAACAACAACAACAACUAUUAGAUCAACAAGCACAACAGCAGAAGCAACGACCAGUUUGCCGGCAACAACAGCGAGGAUUCCUUCUACUCCAGAGCUAGCGGAGAUGAUCGUAGCCGCCACAUCAGCCACUCAGUCUCCGACCACACAACCAACCCCUAGCACCACAACAGAGGACUAUUACGUGGAAACUGAAACUCCGGUGUACGACUAUGUCACGCAUCCGUACGAGUGGCUGGAUAAUGUUACCUUUGUUUAUGAGGACAUUAGCAACACCACACAGCAGACAACACAGACAAUGGCUGAGACUACAACAACAACAACAACACUGAUUAACGAACCAAGUGAGGAAACACCGACAACAACACAGUCCUCACCGAUCCUGGAGUCCCUGGAGUUUUCAUCUAAACCCACAACAUCCAUGAUGGAAUCCAAAAGUACGAAACAGACGACAACGCCCGAGACAGAAACUCAAACAACGCAGACAACUACCACAAUGACAACAACUACUCAACAACAAGAAUCAUCUCCGAGUACAACUAUUUCAUCAACGGUAACUCCCAGCACUCCUGGAAUCAAAACCACAGCAUCAACAGAGGGACCCAGUACUACCGAGGGACCGAAAAUUUGUCAACAAACUUACUGCAAAAUCGGAUAUGAAUGUACGGAGAAGAGCACGUGGCUUUGUCCACGUGAUGAACCGGAAGCUAACUGUCAGUGCAGCCAGGGCUGUAGAGUAGGGCAGAUGUUUAUACCGCUGGGAGAAUCCUACUACCUAGACGAGUGUGGCAGCUUCUGCUCCUGUUUUAAUCUUUAUGGAAAGGCCGAAUGUCAGAAACUUAAAUGCGUAAACAAAACUGCUGAUGACCCUGUGGGGAAGCCGUCGAACUACACGGGGAUUUCCAUCGGCGGGGUCAUCUACAUCCCCGUGCAGCGAGUUAGGAUUCCCAACAAAAACAAGGAAACACCCUCCGAUGAUGGAUUUACAUACGGAAUUUCCAUCGGAGGCGUCAUAUAUAUACCAAAGAGAAACCACACGAACGAUCCCCUGGAUAAAAACAGCGACUGGACCUCCGGAAUAUCUCUCGGCGGUGUUAUUUACGUACCAUCCCGAGAGCACACGAAUGGGCAUUCUAACAAUGAAAACAUGAUAGACGGAAAUUCCAGCUGGACUAAGGGAAUUUCUAUCGGUGGAAUCAUUUAUGUACCAGUGCAUAAAAGGAAAAAGACUUUUCAAGACAAGAAUAAAGAGUUUGAGAAGAUAUACGAUAAGACGGAGUUUGCCGAUGCCGGUGUAAUUACUGUAGAGUCGCCGUACGGUACCACAAGGGGCAUCACUAUAGGCGGUGUUAUUUACAUACCGAAGCAGAAAAACACGGAAUCUGUUCAGUUUCUCGGUGAAGUACAACCUAAUAGUAAGGACGCAAAGAACGAGACUUCUCCUGUAAAAGUGGAGUACCCACUAGGCUGGUCCAGUGGCAUUUCUAUUGGUGGAAUCAUUUAUGUGCCGGUCCGUCAGCGCAAGCAAGUUCAAGAAAACCCGGUCUAUAAAAUACCCGAAGUAAAAACAAAACCCGACAAGAAAAAUGGCACCCCUUAUUUAACCCGAACUUCCGGUAUACACAUCGGGGGCAUCAUAAACGUGCCAGUGGCCAAACGCUCCUCAGUCAAAUCUCUCAAAAUCAAGAAGAUGGACCCUGCUUUUGGUUGAAAUCUUGGUUAAACCCAACUGUGUAUUUUCUUCAAUGCUACAAACUUCACUAUGCUGGCACAGUCCCAUUUUGUGUGUUAUUUAUUUGUAUGUGAUAUUAUCAUUCGUGUUUUUAUCAUGCUCUUUUGAAAUCCUUUUGUAAUAAAACAUUAUCAAUACGAAA
Molecule: messenger RNA, 4266 nt
Organism: Magallana angulata
Lineage: Eukaryota; Metazoa; Mollusca; Bivalvia; Ostreida; Ostreidae
Exons: 3
Coding region: 69-4103 (1344 amino acids)
Source: RefSeq, a predicted model, not a curated record